Geodia barretti is the source of this 1098-nucleotide messenger RNA. The record is from the annotation of a GenBank genome assembly. NCBI's taxonomy places the organism in Eukaryota, Metazoa, Porifera, Demospongiae, Tetractinellida, Geodiidae.
AUGUUAGCAACCCGUAACGCCAGAUUCGCAAUGUCGUUGGUUAUGUUGUUAAUCCUGGGGUUGGUCGUCGCUUGUGGCGGCGCCGCCUCAGAUGAUGCUGCAACCGCAACCGAUUCGGCCGGUGCCGAUGCACCCGCCGGCGCUGACGCGACUGUUCCACCUACCGCCACUCAACCACCUUCGGACGCCGCCGAAAUCGCGACCCCAGCCCCCUUGGCUGGCAAUGCUCCACUGAUGUUGAGAGCCCCGGAAGACGAUCCGAAACGCGGCGGUAUUCUGCAAUGGGCCGGUCUUUCAGACUCCCCCCAUUUCGAUAUGCACCAGUGUAAUACAGCGGCGUGCGCGCAGCCCCAGGGCCCCUUCUUCGACAACCUGCUGCGCUACAGCCCGUUCGACGGCGGCAAGGAAAUCCUGCCCGACCUCGCCUAUAACUGGGAGGUAUCAGACGAUGGUCUCAUCUAUACCUUCCAUCUUCGCGAUGGCGUGUUGUUCCACGAUGGCGCCGAACUCACUUCCGACGACAUCAAGGCCACCUUCGAUCGCAUCAUCUACCCGCCCGUGGGCAUGAUCUCACCGCGCCAAAGUAUUUUCGAGGCCGUUGCCGAGAUUCGGACGGUCGACCCGUUGACGGUUGAAUUCGAACUGAAAGCUCCCAGGGCUUUUCUACCAGCUGCAAUCGCAUCCGGUUGGAACGUUAUCGAACGCAAGCAGACCCUGGAUGACAACAACCUGGACGUAAAAAAGGUCAAGCCGGGCACGAUGGAACACCCGGGCACGGGCCCCUUUAUCCUGGAGGAUCACCAGGCAGGCGAGUUCUGGAAGUCGGAGAAGAACCCGAACUACUGGAAUCCUGACCUGCCGUACGUGGACGGGAUUCAGCACAACCAUCUGGCCUACGGACCAGCCACCGGCGCCGCUCUGAUUGCCGGACGCGUCGACUACGUGUACGGCGCCGGCGCCGAUUUGCGCGACGACAUCCGCCAAAAUUACGCCGACACCCACACCGUGGUGGUUUACCCAAUCCCCUCAAUCGGUGGAAUGUUCGUCAACCACGAGAGUGGUCCGUUGGGAGAUCCUCAAGUCCGCCGCGCCAUUUCC